AUGGUGCAGACCCGUGGCCACCGGCAGGGACCAGGCAUCCUGGCCAUCGCGGCUACAGGACAGAAGGGCCCCCACCCCUGGCACGUUCUCGAGGGUAGAGCUCGAGAUCAGGAUAAGAGGGCUGGCGGGGAGGUGCCUAGGCCCCUGCACAGCCCCACAGCCCAGGAAGCCCCGCUCUGCGCGGACACAGGGUGCGUGGCCCCGGUCCCAGACACCCGGGCCGCCCCGCACGCGGCCAGGCCCCAGCCCUGCUACACGGGGCGGGCGCAGAAGUGGGGAGCUCUGCCCCGCUCCCCUCCCCACCUCCCCUAUCACGGUUUUUUCAAUCCCCUCUGCUCCCUAGAGAGGCUCGAGGUCCCCCAACCGAGCCCACCCAGGCCCCGCAGGGCACAGGUGGCUGUCAACGGCCAGAAGCGGGUGCCCGUCGCCUACCUGGGUCCGCAGAGAGGCGAGCGCCGGGACGGCGCGGCUGCGCUCUCCCCUCCGUGGGCUCCGCGAGGCGCCGGGGCUGACGACCCAUGUCCGCGCGGCGUCAGUUUCUCUCUGGCUCUCGGGCUUUCGGGGCUGGGAGCCUCUCGGACACUCCCCUUCCAGGCUCCUCCCGCGCCCCUCCGCGCUGAUGUCACCGCGCCGCCGCAGCCAAUGGCGGUUGGGAACCUCAGCCGGGCCGCUCGGCCUCCGCGGUUCAAAUCAGAAAGCCCGAGACCCCGGGAGCUUCGUAGGGGGCGGUUCGGGCCGGGAGGCCAGCCAGGACCCGGGCCGGUGGGGCCCCGGAGCGCCCCCGCCUGGCUGCGCUCCGGCCCUGAUCCCCCAACUUCCAGCCUGGGGCCACUGGGUCAGGGGCGUGACUCCCCCCGGGGGCCUAGCACGAGACCCUCCUGA
Messenger RNA from Mesoplodon densirostris (Blainville's beaked whale), 882 nucleotides. Its product is annotated as basic proline-rich protein-like. The transcript is spliced from 2 exons. Bases 1 to 882 code for a protein of 293 amino acids. The record is from RefSeq and is a predicted model, not a curated record. NCBI's taxonomy places the organism in Eukaryota, Metazoa, Chordata, Mammalia, Artiodactyla, Ziphiidae.